UCAGACCUAUACACUAUUCUCUAAUCAUUAAAGACUGUUACAAACGAAGAAAAGAAAAAAGACCAACCAAACCAAGAAAGAAGAAGAAGAAGAAGAAGAAGAAGAAGAUGGUGAAAUUGGAGAACCCGAAGAAACCCGAAAACGUUUCGAAUAAGAACAUCCCUUUGUCCGAUUUUGUCGUCAAUUUGGAUCAUGGUGAUCCAACGGCUUACGAAGAAUACUGGAGGAAGAUGGGUGACAGGUGUACGGUGACGAUACGUGGUUGUGAUCUUAUGAGUUACUUCAGCGAUAUGACCAACUUGUGUUGGUUCCUUGAACCAGAGCUUGAGGAUGCGAUCAAGAACUUGCACGGUGCUGUCGGUAACGCUGCGACUGAGGAUAGGUACAUCGUGGUCGGGACCGGUUCGACACAGCUUUGUCAAGCGGCUAUCCACGCACUGUCUUCACUCGCUGGGACCAAUCCUGUCAGCGUCGUCGCCGCCGCUCCUUUUUACUCCACGUAUGUGGAGGAGACGACAUAUGUUCGUUCCGGUAUGUACAAUUGGGAAGGAGACGCAUGGAGUUUCGACAAAAAAGGUCCGUACAUCGAGCUAGUAACGUCACCCAAUAACCCUGACGGAACCAUUAGAGAGACUGUGGUGAACCGUCCAGACGACGACGAAGCCAAGGUGAUCCAUGACUUUGCCUAUUACUGGCCCCACUACACUCCCAUCACUCGCCGUCAAGACCAUGACAUCAUGCUCUUCACUUUCUCCAAGAUCACAGGCCACGCGGGGUCCCGCAUCGGGUGGGCAUUGGUGAAAGACAAGGAGGUGGCUAAGAAGAUGGUUGAGUAUAUAAUAGUGAACUCGAUUGGUGUGUCUAAGGAGUCACAGGUUCGAACGGCUAAGAUCCUCAAUGUUCUAAAGGAGACUUGUAAGAGUGAGUCGGAGUCUGACAAUUUCUUCAAGUAUGGUCGUGAGAUGAUGAAGGAUCGGUGGGAGAAGCUACGUGAAGUGGUGAAAGAGAGCGAUGCUUUCACUCUUCCCAAGUACCCUGAAGCAUUUUGCAACUACUUUGGAAAAUCACUCGAAUCUUACCCUGCGUUUGCGUGGUUGGGGACAAAGGAAGAGACGGAUCUGGCAAGUGAAUUGAGGAGACACAAGGUAUUGUGCAGAGCAGGAGAACGUUGUGGAUCUGACAAGAAGCAUGUCCGUGUCAGCAUGCUUAGUCGUGAAGAUGAUUUUAACGCCUUUCUCGAGAGACUUGCCAACAUGAAAGCUCAUUAAAAGCAUUGACCUCUAGAUCAUCACAAGCGCUUAUAACGCCUUACAAUAAUUAAGAUGACUUUUCUAGUUUUUAGCUUUUACCCUAAUGUUUAUCUAUAAAUAAAUAUGUAGAACCAAAGAGGUAGAACUCUGAACUCCUCUCUCUAUCUUUAUGGCCUUUUAGUUUCUUUCUAUAUGUAUGUGAAAUAUCAAGGUGAAACUGUUCUAGUUCUUAGACUUAA
Camelina sativa (false flax) is the source of this 1489-nucleotide messenger RNA. The record is from RefSeq and is a predicted model, not a curated record. Lineage: Eukaryota; Viridiplantae; Streptophyta; Magnoliopsida; Brassicales; Brassicaceae.